CCUCCACCGCCUCCUCCACCUCCGCCUCCUCCACACCAGCGCUAAACCCUGGGACUGGAGUGAUCGGAGUUGUGCGUUUCGCCGAAGUGGGGUUGUUUGACAUGGAUGAACCAUCAAUGGGAAGAUUUGACUUGACUGACCACACUCCUGCUGCAUUAGGGAGUGCAGCCAUGACAGCUCAUCUCAUGGACGUAGCAAAUUCAUGUGGUGAUCCCACUAGUCCUUUAGUCAGUAGAUCUAAAAACCCAUCAGUGGAAGAUGAUGAUGAUGUUGUAUUUAUUGAAUCUAUACAACCUCCUUCAAUUUCUGCUUCAGCAAUAGCUGAUCAAAGAGACUUUGUAUUUACAUCCUCAAAACAUGAAAAGCCACCAGGAAAUUUUUCCGUAAUUCUGCCUUUCUCAAGAGAUUUGGCUUCUCAGAAAGGAAAUACGUGUGAGACAAUUGUUAUUGAUGAUGAAGAGGACAUAGAAACAAAUGGAAGGGAGAAAAAAAAUUCAUCUGGUUUUACUGAGUGGGGAUUUCCUGGAACUAAAGACAGUACCAAAGAUUUGGAUUUCUCUACUUCCAGUCGCCCAAGAAGUAAGACCAAGACUGGAGUAGGACCUUUUAAUCCUGGUAGGAUGAAUGUGGCAGGAGAUGUAUUUCAGAAUGGAGGACUCACGACUCAACAUAAUCCUGAUUCUUGGAUCUCCCAGUCAGCAUCAUUUCCCCGUAAUCAGAAACAGUCAGGGGUGGAUUCUUCAUCACCAGUGGCCUCGCUUCCUAAACAGAUUUUUCAGCCUUCUGCCCAACAGCAACCUAUUAAACCAGCUAAAAUCACUUGUGCAAACUGCAAAAACCCUUUACAGAAGGGGCAAACAGCUUACCAGCGGAAAGGAUCAGCUCACCUCUUUUGUUCAACUACUUGCCUUUCUUCUUUCUCUCAUAAACGUACUCGAAAGACACGAAAUAUAAUACGUAAAAAAGAUGCACCCACCAAGAAGGCUACUGUUGUUCCUCCAGUGGAAUCAAGCAGCUCCUUUCAAGAAUUUUCUAAUAUGUCUUUGUCUCUCUGUGAAGACAGUCAGCAUCUUAAAAAAGGAGUUUUUAAUAAGUCAAGAUGUAUAAUCUGUAGUAAACUAACAGAGGUUCGCCAUGAAGUCAGUGUUAAUAAUGUAACUCACAAGCUGUGCAGUAACCAUUGCUUUAAUAAGUACAGGUUGGUCAAUGGUCUAAAAAUGAACUGCUGUGAACAGUGUGGAGAGUACAUGCCUGACAAAAAUAUGGGAAACAAUCUCCUGAUUGGAGGUCAGCAGAAGAGGUUUUGCUGCCAGAGUUGUAUUAAUGAAUAUAAACAGGUACAAGUCUCUAGGUUGGUUUCACCCACAUCCAAGAUGAUGGAAAUAAAAUCAGAAACAUUAUCAGCAUCAGAAAAAAGGAAAAGGAGUGUUAUAGGAGAAGAAAAUGAAAGUAAACUAUAUAGAUCAUUAAAUACAUGUUUAGAAAAAAUAGAGUGUAUACCAGAAAAAAAAGAAACGACUUUAGAACAAGUUCCAACAGAAUAUAGCCCAGAUAAUUCACUGAACAAGCAGAAUGUGAAUUUACUUUAUUCUGCAUCAGCCAUAGCUGAUGAAUUUCAGAAGCAACUGGAAGACAAAACAUCAGAAGAUUCCUUUCUAUCAGUUGUGCUUUCUGCAGAUCCAGGUACAUGGCCCCGAAUUUUGAAUAUUAAGCAGCGGGAUUCUCUUGUUGAGAAUGAGCCACCUCAAGUAAGAAAUGUGGACUUUCCAAAAGACAACACAGGGAGAAAGUUUUCAGAAACUUACUAUACACGGAUUCUUCCAAGUGGUGAAAAAACCACUAGAUCCUGGUUACUUUAUUCAACCUCUAAAGAUUCUGUGUUUUGCCUAUAUUGCAAACUCUUUGGGGAAGGGAAAAAUCAACUUAAAAAUGAGAAUGGGUGCAGGGAUUGGCAGCAUCUAUCACAUAUUCUUAGUAAACAUGAAGAAAGUGAGAUGCACCUGAACAAUACUGUUAAGUACUCAAAAUUAAAAUCUGAUUUGAAAAAGAAUAAAACUGAUGAAGCUGCCAAAUACAAAUUAUGUGACACCGAAAAAAAUGAUGGUGUCCUAUUGUGGUACACAUGAUGUACCCAAUUGGGUUUCUGUCAUUACUUAAGGAAAAAAUUGAUCCAUGAGUCACUAUCCUUCACUUGUGAGCAGUAAUGAGCAUGCAACAGUUUAUUAGCAUUAAGUGUAAUAGCAGGUAGUAAAGAACAUUCCUGUUCCAAAUGUAAAACCAAUUGGAAAGUUUAGUGAAGACAGUUUUUAAUAUUCUUGAUUUGUCACCUUUUUUACAAUUGGCAAUUGAAAACUACUAUUUAAGAAUUUUGAUUAAUGCUCUGGUUAUUGGCCAGGGAUAUAGCUCAGUGGCACAGCACCUGCCUGGUACAAUCCUUGGUACAAAAUGACUAAGAAAUAGGAGGGCUGGAUGUAGUGGCACACUGUAAUCCUAGCAUUAGGGAAGUUGAGACAAGAGAACUGUUGUGAAUUCAAGGCCAGCCUGGGCAACAUAGAGUUCCAGGCUAGCUCAAUUGCAUAGCAAGGCCUUGUCUCAAACAAGAAAGAAGAGCAAAGAGAGACUUGCCUUUAUUAAUACCAGUUCAGUAAGUUACUUUCAGGAACAUACUCUCAACAUUCUUAAAGACUUUCAUUUGUUUUAAGAACAAAAUGGGAAUCUGAAACUACAAUUUUUUGCUAUUAAACCAAAUACUUGUAUUUUGUUUUUGUUUGUUUGUUUUAGUACCAGGGAUUGAACUUGUGACCACACUCUUGUAGGGCAGGUGCUGUGCCACUGAGCUAAAUCCUUGGCCCCCGAAUACUUGCGAUUUAUGUCUUUUAAGCCAAACUUCUUUGGCAGGUGGAGGCAUGGUGAUGGGGUGGUACUGGAGAUUGAAUCCAGUGUUUUGUACUGAGCUAUAUACUACCCCUUCUUUUUAUGCAUUUGUUUUCCUUUGGUUUUUUUGAGACAAGAUCUCUGUAAGUUAGUAAAUUGCUCAGGUUCAGCUCAAACUUGAAAUCUUUGUGCUUCAGCCUUCCCAAGUACUGGGAUUAAAGGCAUAUACCAUGACCCCUGGCUUGAGCAAAACAUUUCUAUUUGAGCAAAACAGCUUUGUUGUAUUACAUAAAGGAGAAUAGUUUAUAUUUUAUUGAUUUUAUAUUUCUGUUUUAAUUUAAUUUGUAAAUGUUAUGGUUUUUAUUGUUAUAAGAACUAUAAGCAUAAAGAAUAUAUACCUACUCUUAUAUUGGUCCAAAUAUUACAAAAAUUAAAGUAAAAAUAUAUUAUUAACCUUCCAGUAUUGUGGAUGAUUUGUUUUUCUGAGAAAGGAAAUUUGAGAAAUCACAAAUCUAAAAUUUAAUAAUUCUUUCAUUUGUUUCUCAUUUCUGAUUUCAGUUUUAUCAUGUACUAAAUUUUAUUUAUAUUUGAGCUUCUUUCUUUCCAAGGCUUUUCCUGUGAAAGAAAACGGCAUAUCAACAAUGACUAAAGCAGAGCCUGGUGUGGUGGUUCAUACCUAUAAUCCCAGCAUUUGGGAGGUCAAAUUAGAAGGAUUGUCACAAGUUUAAAGCCAGCCUGUACUCCAUAAUGAGUUUAGUGUCACCCAAAAGUGUAUCUCCAUGUCCAAAAAAAAAAAAAAAAUGUGACUAGAGAAGAUACUCUUCAAGAGAGGCUUACAUUAAGAAUACUUGCAGACUCGGUGAUUGCAGUAUGUAAGGGUUUUUUUCUGUUGGUUUUUUUGGUUUUUUGUAUGUGGUACCAGGGAUUAAACUCAGAUCCAUGUGCACACUAAGCAAACACUCUCAAACACUCUACCGCUGAGCUACAUCCCCAGCCCAUAUGGUUCUUUUUAAAAUACCUACAAAAAUCAUGCUCAUUAAAUUCUAGCCAUUCUGUGUCUUGAAAACUGGAUGACUGAGUCUUUCAGACUUGAAUGUAAAUAUGGCUUAGAAUCUUCCGAACAUCCAGUUUACUGUCAAGGGGCUAAGAAGAGAGUCUAGAGAACAUAAACUAGAUUUUGAGAUUUUCCUGCAAUCAUUGUGCCUGUUAUUUCAUAAAAGCCAGUCAACUGAAUGAUCAACUUCUUGUGUACUGCACUUGUACUAUUCUUUGAUAUAUGUGCAAACUCAUGAAAUCAACCAGUUGCUGCUUAAGAGACUUUGAUAAAAGUAUAAAUCAAUGCAUUGAGAAAACAAAAUUAGAUGUUCACCUCACCCAUAAGAUGCCAUAAAUGUUAUAUAUUUUAAUGAGUUAAAAUGUAAAAAGAUUUUUAAAAAAAGAUUGAGGGUUGAGCUGAUACAUGUUUACUGUAACUUUUAAAUUUGAAUUUUUUUAACAUUUUUGUUGAUAAUAUGCUCACAGAAAGAUAAAUUGGAAACUCAGAAGAUACAAUUGUAAACCUCUAGAUGAGCGUAAUUGUUUUUCUACUUUUCCAGUUCUAUUUUUACAUUAUAAAGUUAGUAUAUAGACAAUUCUUACUAAGGACAAAAGAAAAAAAGUAAACAUCUUGCUGGCCAUCUUUAACAUUCCUAGCUGCAGAAUUUAGUUAUAUCGGGUUAUUUUUCCAGCUUUCCAAUUUCUUUGAGAAAAGGCAUUUCCUGCUACUAAUCUAAUACCAAGAAUUAGAAUAGUCUUCAAAAUAACAGUCCUCAAGAAAUGGUAGUGCCAAUUAAUACUCAUUUGUUGGUUUUUUCAUCCCACAGAUGAUGAGAUUUCCCUCCUCUCCAUAAUCCUCUCUUAGAAUUUCCUGGCCUUUUCUUUUUAGUUCUAUGAGCCACAAAGGAUUGCUAAUAGCUGUUGCUGCCGCUGCUGACUUUUUUUCGUUUUCUUUUUUCUCAUUUUUAGAUGACUUCACUGUAUUGCCAAGGCUGGUUUCAAACUCUCAGGCUCAAUCUUUCUCCCCAGGUCUCCCAAUUAUAAGCACCAUUCCAAACUCAGUUACUUUAUACCACCAGUCCCCAAUGUUUUGAGCUCUUAGGACCAGCUUUGUGAAAGACAGUUUUUCCACAGACAGGAGAGAUGGAUAUUUUCAGGUUGAUUGAAGCACAUUAUAUUUAUUGUGUACUUUAUUGUUACAUUAUAAUAAUGAAAUAAUUAUACAGCUGUCCAUAAUGUACAAUCAGGGGUCCCAAUUUUUUUUUCAGCUAGACAGACUUUGUUGCUAUAGCCAUUCUAUCCUGUAAUCUUUUUUUCUGUCUCUCAUUUUGGUUGGUUUUUUUCUUUUCAGAUCCAUUUUAUUUCAAGGAUAAAAAGAAAAAACUACAACAAAAUUUUAAAAUGCUUCAAUCUGGGGCAACAAUGGUACAUACAUUACACAUUAUCAUCCCCUAAUCCUUCACCCAGCGCACAAGACAACAGCAUUCAAUUGUCCAAACAAUACCAGCACAAAUCUUUCACUCCAGUGAAAUCAAUAGUAUAACCUCUUAACUAUUUUUAUGUACAUGCACAUGCAUAUGUUUUUUUCUUUCAGCUUCUCACGCUGAGACAAUGCAGUGUUUACACAUGUGUGUCUUAUUUAUUUCACUAAUGAGUAUGAUAGGUUGCAUCCAUUUAUCUAUAAAAGUUCUCCAGUUUAUCCUUUAUGGCUAAGUAGUGCUCCAUUGUAUAAAAAUACCACAUCUUUUUUAUCCAUUCCUCAAUCAAUGGGCAGUUGUUUCCAAGAUCUGGCUAUUACAAGCUAUGCUGCUAAAAGCAUGAGUGCACAUAUAUCAUUGUGUGAUGUUUUUAGUUCUUUUGGGAAAAUGCCCAGAAAGGGAAUAGCUGGGUUGAAUGGCACCUCCAAUCCUAGUUUUUUUGAGGAAUCCACACUGAUUGCACCAGUGGUUGCACCAGUUUGCAUUCCCAUCAACAUUGGGAAAAGGUUCCUUUUCCCCAACAGCUCCUCCAGCAUUUGUUAUUGCUUGAUUUCUUGAUAGCAGCCAUUCUUGUCGGGGGUGAGAUGGAAUCUCAGUGUUAUUUUAACUUGCAUUUCUCAAAUGACCAGUGAUGUUAAACAUUUUUUCACAUAUUUAUUUGCUGUUUAUAUUUGUCCACCUGAAAAAUAUGUAUUUAUCUCAAAUGCCCAUUUUGGGAUUUGGGUCUUUUAAGUCUCGGAGAACUUUUUUUUUUUACUUCGUUAUAUGUUGCAGAUAAUAAUCCUUUGUCUGAGGUACAGCUGACAUUUUUUCCCACUUUGUGGAUUGUUUCUUUACUCUGUUCAUGGUUCCUCUUGCUGUGCAAAAGCUUUUCAGUAGGGUGAGAUCCCAGUUGUUGGUUCUUUGUGAUAGUUCUUGUGUUUCUGAAUAAAUUGAGUUUUGUUCAUAAAGUCUGCCUAUACCAACAUCUUCAAGAGUUUUACUUACUCUUAUCUGCCAGGAGAUUUAAUGUUUGUCGUAAUAAGAUAUUUGACCCGUUCUGAUUUUAGCUUUUACGUGGUGGGUCCAGUUUUAAUGUCUGACAUGUUCAGAGCCAGUUUUUCCAGUACCAUUUAUUAAUGAAGCUAUUUUUCUUCCAGUGAAUUUGUUGGCACCUUUGUCAAAGAUAAAGUGGCUUAGUGUGUCUGUAGUUUGUUUCUGCAUCUUCUAAUCUAUUCUACUGAUUUCUGGGUCUGUUUGGAUUUUUUUUUUUUUUUCUUCCCAGCACCAUGCUUUUUAUCACAGUAGCUUCAUAGUAUAAUCUCAAGUCAGGGAUUGUGAUGUCCCCUGUCUUGUCUUUGCUAUUCCCAGAAUUGCCUUUGUUAUUGUAGGUCUUUUCUGGUUCCAGAUGAAUUUUAAAGUGGUUUUUGCUAAUUCUGUGAGAUACACUAUUGGAAUUUUUAUUGAGAUUGCAUUGAAACUGUAUAAUAGUUUUGAAAGUAUGGCCAUUUUCACUAUAUUGGUUCUUCCUAUCCAAGAGCGUGGGAUAUCUCCAUUUUCUAAUACCCUUUUAAUCUCCUUUUUCAGAGUACUAUAGUUUUUGAUAUAGACAUCUUUUAUAUCCUUUCUUAGAUUGGUUCCUAGGUAUUUCACUUUUUUGGAUACUAUUGUAAAAGAUAUUGUUUCCUUGAUUUGUCUCAGUGAGUUUAUUUGUGUACAGGAAGGCUAUUGAUUUUUGAUUGCUUACUUUGUACCUAGCUGUGUUACUGAAUUUACGUAUUAAAUCUAGAAGUCUUUUGGCGGAGUUUUUCAGGUCUUCUAAGUAGAGUGUCGUGUCAUCUGCAAAUAACAAUAAUUUAACUUCUUCCUUUCUUAUCUAUUCCUUUUAUUUCUUUUUUUGUUUGUUUUCUUUUCUUUUCUUUGUGGUAACAGCAGUCAAACUGAUGACCUUGUGCUGGCUGGGCAGGUGCUUAUGCCAGUAAAUUAAAUCUCCAGCUUCUCCUUUUAUUUCUCUCUCUUGUUAACUGCUCCAGCUAAAGUUUCUAGGACUAUGUUGAGUAAGAAUGGAGACAGUGGACAUUCUUUUCUUGUUCCUGAUUCUAGAGUGAAAGCUUUCAGUUUUUGUCCUUUUAGUAUCAUGUUUGCUGUUGGUUUAUGUAGAUGGCUUUUAUUAGAUUGAGAUAAGGACUAUGUGCAUUCUAAUUUUCUAUAGGAUUUUUAUCAUGAAUGGGUGCUGCAUUUUUGUCAAAAGAUUCUUCUGCAUCUAUUGAGAUGAGCCUAUGAUUUUUGUCCUUGGCUUUGUUAAUAUGGUAUAUAUGUUUGGAUUUACAUAUGUUGAACCAACCCUGCAUCCCUACGAUGAAUCCCACUUGGUCAUGGUGUAUAAUCUUCUUAACAGUUUACUGCAGUUUGUUUGCCUGUACCUUAUGGAGGACUUUUGCAUUAAUGUUCAGUAGGUAGAUUGGCCUGUAAUUCUCUUUUCUUAGUUGGGUCUUUCUCUGGUUUUGAGUAUCAGGGUAAUGCUUGCUUCCGGGAAUGAAUUUAAAGAGUUUGAGAAGUAGUAGUGUUAGGUCUUCUCUAACUUUCUUGCAGAAUUCAGCAGUGAAUCCAUCAGGGCCUGGGCUUUUCUUUGUUGAUAGGUUUUUAAUUAUAUCUUCAAUUUAAUUUAUUAGAGUUUUUAUAUCUUCUUGAUUCAGCCUUGGUAAUUCAUACGUAUCUAGGAAUCUCCCAUUUCUUCUGUAUUUUCCAUCUUAUUAGAAUACAAGUUUUCAAAGUAGGCAUAGAUGAUUUUCUGGGUUUCUUCAGGUUCUGUUGUGAUUUUGCCCUUUUUAUUUCUAAUUAUAUGGAUUUGAGUCCUUUUUCUUUUUUUGAUAAGGUUAGCUAAAGUUUUGUCAAUUUUAUUUGAUCUUUCAAAGAGCCAACUCUUUGAUUCAUUGAAUCUUUGAUUUUUUUAUUUUAAAUUUUUUUUUUACUCCAGUGUAUUAAUUUCUGCUCUGAUGUUUAUAAUAUCAUUCCUUGUGCAAGCUUUUGGUUUCGCCUACUCUUCUUUUUCUGGAAGUUUGAGAUUUAACAUUAAGUUUUAUGCACUUGCUAUGUUUUCCUGAUACAAGUAUUUACUACUAUAAAUUUCCCUCUUAAGACUGCUAUCAUGGUGUCUCACAAGUUCUGGCAUAUUGUACUGUCAGUAUCAUUCAACUGUACCAACUCUAGUUUCUUCUUUAAUUUCAUUUGUGACCCAUUGAUUGUUUGGUAGGGUGCUAUUUAAUUUCUAUGUGUAAGAGUUUGAUUCAGUUCUAACAUUUCAUUACUGAUAUUUUUGUGUAGUUGAUCUGUCUUUUGUGACAGUAGGUUAUUGAGAUAUCCCAGUACAACUGUAUUUCUAUCCUGUAAUCUUAUUUUGGUUGCUGUUAAUGCAAAAAAAAAAAAAAAAAAAAAAAAAAAAAACCUUUUACACACGAAUAGGAUGCUGGGAAUGCAUGGGGGCUUUUCAGUACUAUUGUGAAAUCUCAGGAUAUUCUACAUUGUCUAUAAUCCAGAAUAUGGAGAUUUGAAAUUGUCUCCAAUAUACUCUGGAGACUGUCAUUGUUUGCUGUCUCACGUAGUUUGAUACUCCUUUUUUAGUGUGGACAAAAUGAUUCACAGUUUAUUUCAGAAAUGGAUCAUGGAUCCAUUCCUUUCCACUUUGAGAGUCUUUUGUGUUUGGGACAUACUACUCAGAAUCUUUUGAAAGCUGAAAUAGGCUAUCUUGUAUCAGCUGGGAGACAAGGGCCAAUUCUCUCAAAAUUUCUGUUAAUUUUUGAAAUGUCAGAACCUCAAAGUUUAUUCAUAACCUCCAUAAUUCCAGUUUAGCUUUGAAUGCAUCCACUUUAUCUGCUUAUUGAACAAAGCUGUCAUUUUCCCCUGAUGCAACAGAUUGAGUUCAUUCAGCAGGUUGAAUAUGUCACAUAUGUAAAUGCUUUUUUUUUUUUUUUUUUUUUGGUACUGGGGAUCGAACUCAUGACUGAGCGCUUGCAAGGCAGGCACUUAGGCUGCUGAACUAAAUCCCCAGCCUGUGAGUGCAUUUUUUUAUCAUGCUAUAUCACUGAAAUGUGCUGCUAGUGGUAACUUUUUCUGAAACAAAUGUCUUUGGUAGCUCCCAUAACAAAAAAGCUGGCCAGUGAUCUAUAUUUAGAAAGCUAUCACUUCUCUACAUGAACAAAGACAUGUGUUCCAUCUCACAGAAUUGCAUAGACAGAUGUGAGUUAAGGGCGUAUAUUUUAAUGUAGUUGUUGAUUCUUUUUAAUUUAAGAAGCAUAAAGCCCAACAAUAUGUAACAGAAUAAAGUCAAUCUAAACAAAACAAUGAAAGUGGUACAAAACUUCAAAACAGACAAUGGGUCAUCAACAGUGGCUACCAUAAUAUGUCUUGUUAUUACAAUAGUUUUCUACUCAGACAUAACCAAAUAAAAUGAAACAGAAUAAAACCAAUUAAGAUAGCAUUGAAUCAAAACAGUAGUACUGGAUUUGAAAAACGACAGAAGAAAAUCUUCCAUAUUUGUGAUAUUACAUACUAUCAUCCUCCGAGUAAAUGCUUAGACUACUGACCUUAACCCUGCAAAGUCAGUCAAACAAUACAAGCAUUUAGUUGUUUUUGUACCUCAGUUCCUAUCAACUCAGCCUGUCUUGCAAACUGGCUUAUCUCUUCCUGAGCCCCACCUGUUUUGCACAGCUUAAAGGAAGAUCAAACUAGCUUCUUGAUGUGCUCUUCCCACACCCAGUGUGGCCUGCUGACUCUUGGGGAAAGCAAAGACUUCUCUUUCUGGGCCGCAUGUGGGUCUGCAUGGCUCAUGGGAAAGGCAUUCUAGUUUUUCUCUUCCUGCGCUCUGCAUGGUCUGCCUGGUUGAUUUUAUUUUUUUAUUUUUAUUAUCUUUUAUUUCCUUUUAUUAUCCUCUUUUAUUUAUUUAUUUUUUUUUAUUAUCAGUACCAGUGAUCGAACUCGCAACUGCCUGCUUGCAAGGCAGGCACUUAUACCGCUGAGCUAAAUCCCCAGCCCCGGUUGAUGAUUCUUUUUUUUUUUUUUUUUUUUUUUUUUUUUUUGUCUUUUUCCUUUUUAUCAGUACCAGGAAUCAAACCCACAACUGCCUGCUUGCAAGGCAGGCACUUAUGCUGCUGAGCUAAAUCCCCAUCCUCCGGUUGAUGAUUCUUAAUUGAGCACAGUAUGGUAGUGCAUGCCUGUGUAACAGCAAGCAUGUAGCCACAGAAAUUUGAGGUUUGGAUCCACACAGGAGUCACACAAUGAUUUUAAAAAGAUGAAAGUAAAUUUAUUAAAAAAGCACAGCAGAUGGAUGAACAUAGUCAAUGUAUUAUCAUGACAAGGGUAUAGCACCAAUGCUGAAGAAUCCCCUAGGGAUGGAUCUUACAUAAGAUGGAGCCUUUGGCAGGCAAAAGAAAAAACACCAUCACAGUCUUUCAGUUUCUUAAGUACUGUAUUCAGACAAACAACUGGUGCUGAAGCUGGACAUGUAAUCCCAGCUCUUCAGGAGGCUACGCAGGAGAAUUGCUGCUAGUUCAAGACCAGUCUUGGCUGGAAAGUGCUCAAGGCCAGCCUAAACUGGAUAGCGAGACUCUGUCAAAAAAAAAAAAGUGCCAGGAGGCCUAUUUGGCCAAAAGGGAUUGUUCCCAGCCUUGGCUAGAGCUGGGAAUCAACAGUUAUCUCUGUACACUUUUUCUCAGGAGAUAACCUUGAUGCAUAAAGGCCUAUUAUGAAACAUGCAUUCCAGAUGAUUGUCAUGCUUUAACCCUUUCCCUGACAACCUGUAAUGCCAGCAAUUGGGAGGCUGAGCCAGGACAAUUGCUGGGAGUUUGAAAAACUGUUCCAUGGCAUAAGUGGGAUAACUCAAGAUUCUUAAUCACUUUCCAUCAAAUACUGUUUGACAUUUUUCAGCUGGCAAGCAUUUUGCUAUUAAUGACAUUACCUAGAUCACACUGGUCUGAGUAAUACAACCAGAAAGCUGUCUAGUCAUGGGUUCUAUUCUUGCAUCUACGAACACAAAAAGACAAAUUCAGUUUCCCUGAUACAUAAUCAUUCAAACACAGGUAGUACUACAGCUGUGGUAUUGGUUGGCAGUGAAUGUUCACAUACUAUCUUCAUUCUCCUCUGCCUGAAAAAUACAUUGCACAAAAAUAAGCAUUGUAUGUUGUAUACACUAAUAGGCCUUUCAACCGGGAUUGUGUGUCACAGUGUCAUCAGUGCAACUGUGCCUCUGCUAGCCUCUGUCUCGUCAGUUCAUCUAGUUAUGGUAUUAGCCAAAAUAGGAACAUGUGCCACUUUUUUUUUUUUUUUUUUUUUGUCUUUUUCCUUUUUAUCAGUACCGGGGAUCGAACUCACAACUUAUGCCGCUGAGCUAAAUCCCCAGCCCCCAUGUGCCACUUUUUGAACCACAGGCUGUUGUAAAAGUUCAUGACAAACGUCCUUCAGAGCAGCACAACCAAUAGUAAUGGGCUUGGUAAGCAUAAGCCACAAAGAAUGAUGGAAUUGCAGACAUCUAUUAAUGAACUGGUGGCCUCAGUAAUUGCUUCUCUUUUUCAUAUUCACAUUUUUUUCUUUUGAAAAAUCCCGGAGACAAGAUCCUUGGACUCCAUGUGAAGAAGCUGUGAUCAGUUCAUCACUUUGUUGCAUAACCAGACACUACAAAGCAGGCUUGGGGAAUGUGAAUCACCUGUUGCAGUGAACUCAUAGUUUAAGACUUAGAAGUAGUACGUGUUUGCGGUACACAAUGAUUACAUUCAUCCUGAGAGGUUGGUACAUGUACAGUCGUCUUAAUUCUUUUUUCUUCUCCCCUUCUCCAUCAGUGUUUUCUUUUAAGGGCACCUGUUGUAGGUAGGGCAAGGAGAACAGUUACAUGCAGGACACAAUUUAUUUUAUGAUGGUCACACAGAGUUAAAUACAAGAAAGUACAGGAAAUCUGUCCACAACAGUAAAGAUGUAAAAAAUUCAGCUGAGGGGCUGGGGAUUUAGCUCAGCAGCAUAAGCGCCUGCCUUGCAAGCAGGCAGUCCUGAGUUUGAUCCCUGGUACCGAUAGAAAUGAAAAAGACCAAAAAAAUUCAGCCGAGGGCUGGGAUCCCGCAGUAAUGUCCUGCAUGAGUCCAGCUGAAUACCUAGAGCCCAUGACUGACUCAUGCAAGUCUCUUUCAUGGAUCUUCGCUGGGAAGAUCCCAAAGGUCAGUGGUGCAAGCCAAAAAAUUUGUGCCAGUAGGGUGAAGGAUUUGUGCUAGUAGGUUGAGGGUUUCCUGGAGCUAAGGAGCAGCACUCAAAAUAAGGACCAGGGCUCCCCCGAAAAUGACAGCCAUCCUUAGCAAUAGUGAGGUCCCACGCUCCCCUGAUGAUGAUAAUAGUUGAGUACAUGUCAGGAAGGCAGUGUUACAAGCCUCUCCUGGAGACUAAACAACAUCCUCACCCUCCAGAGCCAGGAAGCAAUGCUUAAAGUAAGGACCAGAGCUCCUUCAAAAUGAACUGUAACCACUCUCGGUGACAAGCUUCUCUAGUGAUAGGGGCUGAAUUCAUAUCAGGGAAGCCAGCAGCACAAGCUCCUCCAGAAGAGCCAAUGGCUCUAAACAGCAACACUUAGAAGAACCCACAACACCCAGCUCCUCCCCAUGUCUCUAGGCUGGCAACUUUCCUUAGGUGGGCCAUCUACAUGCAGCACCAUACUGAUUUAAUUCAGCUGGUAUUAAAUUGACCACCGGUUUUUAUUCCAUCACAGCAUCUUUCCUUUUUAUUGGCAGUCAUAGAGCCUCCUACUCUCUCAUUCAUUGUUGAGCCAUAUUCUCUUUUUCAAGAAGCUCCUCAGUGGAUUUUUUUUUACUCACUUUGGCUAGAAAUUAUUUGGGGUUUGCCAAAACUAACAGACAAAUGCACAGUGUGGGGAAGAGGUCCAGAGAAAAGUGGUAAAUGAAAAAUGACCAUCAGCAGGCUAAAAUAAGUAUCAGGUUCUGAGUUAAAGUCUGCCACCACAAGCAGCUGGGCAAUUGAAGUACAUCAACUUACGUGCCAUUGUAAAACCUGCCAGGUUCACCUUGUCACUUGCUACAGUGAUAUAGUUUUGAUAUGAAUGCAAGUGAUUAUGGUCUGUGCAGUCAAAUCUCCCUGCUGAUACCAAUCUCUUUACAGCUGCUUCACAGCACUAGCAUCACUACUUCUGCGCCACCUCAGAUCAUCAGGCCUUACUUUUUCCUAAAUAUGCCACAAUUUAGGUCCCACACAUGUGCAGCUCACAAUAGGUUUCAUGCUAUGAAAAUCUAUUAUCAGCCCAGGCGUGGUGAUGCACUCCAGUAAUCCCACCACUCUCGAGUCAGGCUGAGGCCAGCCUGGACUACACAGUGAGUUCAAACUACAGUGAGUCCCUGUCUCAAAAAAAUACUAUGUACCUGUAACCAACUCUUCACGAUGUAUGUAACCAUUACAAAUAUGUACUAAUAAAAUUUUUAAAGUAAAA
Messenger RNA from Cavia porcellus (domestic guinea pig), 13839 nucleotides. Its product is annotated as zinc finger MYM-type protein 5. The transcript has 8 exons. Gene Ontology annotation, molecular function: zinc ion binding. The record is from RefSeq and is a predicted model, not a curated record. Lineage: Eukaryota; Metazoa; Chordata; Mammalia; Rodentia; Caviidae. Bases 102 to 2126 code for a protein of 674 amino acids.